AUGCUUCCGACGGCGAUCUUUACUGCCCUUGUAGCAGUAGUAAUUGCUAUGCCGGCCUAUGUCGCCCGCGAUGAUAUUCCCGAAAUUGAAAUGUCCCUUCCUGCCGUAAAUCUUGACCUUCUUCGAUACCUGAGCGAUCACUCUGAACAGCUGCUUUGCACCAAUAAUUCCUACCCGAUCCUCGAGAUUGAACUACCGUUGUCAAAAACUUUCUUACAGGAGGCUGACAACAACAACGACGGUUUUGUAUCAUAUGAUGAGGGGGAGGAUUACGCGGAAAACGUCUUAAAGGUGAAAGCUGACAAAAACUGGCGACAACUUUUCGCCGAAAAAGACCUGGAUGGUGACGGACGACUAGAUAAGGAAGGUGAGCCCGAUCUACAAUUCAUGAGUUUGCUGUCUUCGUGGUACCGAGGUGACUAUGACCUGAAGUUCAACGACUACACUGUCACAUCGCCAGAUCCACGUGAAUUCGUGAAGAAAUCAUGA
Molecule: messenger RNA, 489 nt
Organism: Ostertagia ostertagi
Lineage: Eukaryota; Metazoa; Nematoda; Chromadorea; Rhabditida; Trichostrongylidae
Source: the annotation of a GenBank genome assembly